AUGCACUCAUUCAUUAGUGCCAGGUCUGCUUUGGCUGUUGCAUUUCUCGCCGUUGUAUUUCCUGUCAUCGCACGUGCGUUCUCGUCUCCGAUAUACCUCAUCCUCCUUUCUCCUGUGAUCAUACUUUUUGUGGCACUCUCGUGUUUUGUCGCGAACAUUCUUGUUGGAGUUGCCUUGGACAAGCAACCAGUUCAUAGGAACGCGCUCACACAUGCAGCUAGACCACUUGCCUUCUCAACUCCCGCAGCAUGGCAGGCGGUCCUCACUCGUUCUAACUGGUCGCAGAAAACUCCACAAUCAUUAUCACCCUUGUACCCUGACCUACCUGUUGUGUCGUCUACCCUCAACGAUAUCAUGAUCUUCGUCGUACGCGACUUCGUGCUCACCUGGUACAAAGACAUAUCACCGUCCCCUUCCUUUCCUACGGCAGUUUCUUCGAUACUUCAUGACUCCCUUGAGCGGCUUCUGCAAACAACCGCAACCGUUGACCUUUCUGCUCUUUUAGUGAAGCGAAUUUUGCCCAAAGUCACUGUGCAUAUUGAGCAAUUUCGCCAAUCGGAGGUCACACUUCGCGGUGCAGCCCUGGAGCGCCGUCUCACGCAAUCCGAGGAGUUGGAUAUGUUGCUGGCAAGUAGAUACGCAGGCAAGGGCAGCAAACUACAUCCUGCAGUGGAGAAUCUGUCCUCUACAUUUACGAAACAGAAUGAAGAAAUACAUCUCAGAACAAUUGCGGAGCGAAUGCUCUCACAUGUUCUUCCGGAACAGGAGGCCCACAGUAAGGUUCUGAGAGUAGUUGUCCGAGAAAUUUUAGUAUGUGCGGUGCUGUAUCCGAUCAUGGAUAUGGUGAGCGAUCCUGAUUUCUGGAAUCGGAUGAUUGAGCAAGUGGCAGGCGCCGCAAUACACCAGCAGAAACUCAUAUCUCAAGUGAGAAAUGUUUUAGAAGCACAAUCACCCCGCCGGCAUAACCGCCUUCCUUCAACAAUUUCAACUGGAGACACCAUCACGGUUAGAACUGAUAUGCGACAGUUCGAGUCGUUCCUCCGCAGUAUCAAUCGUUGUUCGUCACUUCUGGAUGCUCGCCGCCUGAAGAAUGAUAUCAUGGGAGAAAUUCGGAGAACGAGGUUACUUCUUGCUAAUCACGAGAAGGAGGAUUGGAUAAGUGGCGAGAAGACAGAAGACGUAGUAGCUUUCCUUGACAGGCUUUAUACUGCCAAAAGGACUGUCGAACAACGAAUAGUAAUCUUGGGUGGCGAGGAUUCGAAGUCAGCUGCCUCGCCUGAGUCUGGUUUGCGGACCCAAGUCGCUCUACGUGACAUCUUGAGCAACCCAACAUCACUCUCCUAUUUCAUGGAGUUUAUGGAUCGUCGGCACCGCUCGCUCCUGGUUCAGUUUUGGCUAACAGUAGAAAGCUUCAAGAACCCAUUGGAGUCAAUAGACUCAAGCUCAUCUGGGGAUGAAGACGAACCCUUACAAGGUCCUUCAAGCUCUUCAACGCUCAAAGAGGACAUUUCAAUGAUUAAGGAUCUUUACUUCUCCGUCACACCACCUCAUCCUGCCUUAUCAUCCAUCUCUAAGAAGCACAUCGAAAUCAUGCGCUCUUACGCGCAAAGUGAGAUCCCUCCGGGUUCUUUGGAGGACAAGAAAGUCCGUCGUAGCGUCAUGUUGGCUCAGAGACAGGUUCAACAGGCGAUGGAACAAGACUUCGAGGACCUUCAGAGAUCCGAACUGUGGUUCCGAAUAGUCGAGGAUUUCAAUCGGGCCAGUGCUAAAUUACUGGAGCCCCCCGCAGGUCGUAUCCCGGUGCGUUCGAUGUCACCCCCGCCACUGUCAGCAUCACGUCCUCUUGGCAUUGGAUCUGUCCACAUUUUCCGCUCUGAAUCUUCCCCUUCCUUGAGCUCUGUGGUUCAGCGCAUAGAAAACCCACGGACGAGUCCACCCACUGCCUCACGGACCAACAUUGAUGUGCUCAUGUCCCCGGUUUCAGAUACAUCAUCAAAUACGUCCAGAGCUCCUCUCUUCGAUGAUCCGGAAGAUGCCCAAAGCGCAGAUGAAGCAGAAAGAAUGAGAGCCAUCCAGGCCGCGCUGACGGACAUCAUUGCCACUGAGCAACUUCCUCACAGUUUCCUCCCUCGAAGCCAGGACAGAGGCAGGAAUCCCCACCUCAGCGCGACUUCACUCGACAACAAAAAGGACAUUUUCGGUGAUGAAGAAGAUAUGAUCGACGAAGAUGACGACAGAGCUGAAGGUUCUGUGGAUACGGAACAAGGAACAUUUCAGCUAGCCGGCCCUGGAGACCUUCAGCUUUCGUACGAAAUUGCACGCCUUGGUGACAAGAUCAUCAAAUUGGAGGCCCACGAUGCCAUGCUUGACACACUUAUUAAGAAAGCAGAGCUAACGGGCGACGCUCAGGAACUGCGUUUGCUUCAAAAAUCAAAGUCGUCUAUGACCCGCGAACUCCGAGAGUUGCGUUUCCAGAAGACCCAGUAUGAACAGCAAGAAUCCGCAAACCGUCUUAUCUCCCAUCGAACGAAGGUUUCUAUCGUUAGUUCGACGGUGGGAGAAGAAGAGGGGAAGUCCGUAGUGCGAUACCUCGUUGAGGUCCAGCAGCUUGCACCCGACGGAACAUUUGCCUCUGGGUGGGUUGUUGCAAGGAGAUACAACGAGUUCCUUAGGAUGCAUAACAAACUGCGUGAUCGGUACGCGCUUGUCAAGGGUCUCGAUUUCCCAGGCAAGAGGCUUGUUGCUUCGCUGUCUGGCAGUUUCGUAGACACAAGAAGACAUGCCCUUGAGAAAUAUUUGCAGAAUCUGAUUGCUAUACCUGUCGUCUGCGAAAGCAAUGACCUUCGCGCAUUUCUAUCCCGCGAUUCACCAUUCAUUGCGUCCGAAGUCCAAGAGGAUGUCCCCAAAGGAACCGCUGGCUUUUCAGGGAAAAACCUAGUUCGAUCUGUUUAUCGCUCAGUGGCAGAGAGCAUUGACGAUAUGUUCUUUGGCCCGUCAAUGUUGGAUGUUAUGAUUCAAAGGCUUACCCGACAAGCCGCAGAAUUUGCUGGCAUAGUCGGAUCGGCGGUUCACGAUGAGGACCUCGUCGCUCAGGCACUGAAAGCUGACCUCCGUCCUUUGGAAGGAGAAACUAGCACAUCGACGUUCUCUGCUCCUAUAUGCGACCUUGUGCUUGCCAUCUUUGAACUCAACAAGAAGGACAACUGGCUCCGGCGGCAAGCAAUUGUGAUCAUCCUCCAGCAAGUACUGGGUGGCACCAUCGAACGGCAAAUCCGCCAAAGCAUCAAGUCGUUGUUUGAAGAAAGUCGCAUUAUGCCUAUUUUGGCCUUUUUCAAAGAUUCUCUUUGGCCAGGUGGUAAACUGAAACCGCCUGGUCAACCACGGUCAACCGAGGAAAUAACACGUAGUCGCGACGAAGCAAACCGCAAGCUCUCCGCUUUAGUGCCAGAUCUUGCUGCAAACAUGAUAGGUCGGUCAAACGCUCGGCGAGGAGCAAGACGGAUAUUUGCUGUCCUGCAGAACAAGCGCUUGAACCAGCACAUUGCCUACACCAUCGUCGACGAGAUUGUCGCCGCAAUAUUUCCUGAGCCCUGA
Molecule: messenger RNA, 3594 nt
Organism: Suillus subaureus
Lineage: Eukaryota; Fungi; Basidiomycota; Agaricomycetes; Boletales; Suillaceae
Product: PhoX domain-containing protein
Exons: 10
Coding region: 1-3594 (1197 amino acids)
Cellular component (GO): intracellular membrane-bounded organelle
Molecular function (GO): phosphatidylinositol binding
Source: RefSeq, a predicted model, not a curated record